Lodderomyces beijingensis is the source of this 963-nucleotide messenger RNA. The record is from the annotation of a GenBank genome assembly. NCBI's taxonomy places the organism in Eukaryota, Fungi, Ascomycota, Pichiomycetes, Serinales, Debaryomycetaceae.
AUGUCGCCGUCUCCCAACACGUUGGAUAUCCUCGAUUCGCAGAUCAAGAGCCAGUUUCGAGACGCUUACCUGGCAAAACUCGCGCAAUAUCAACAACAGCAGCCAAGCUAUUGGGAGUUUAGCAUCGUGCCAGGUGUGUUCAAGCAGUCGGACCCCCAGACAGACGAAACAACAUUCAAUUAUCUCGAUGAAAAUUUCGGCAAGAUUGGCUCGUGGGAUGACAUCAUCGCCAAGUUGAAUCGCUUGAACCAGCAAUCUUCCUCCGCACCCGAUACCAAGUACAAGAUCCUUUACUUGUCGCGUCACUACACGGGAUACCACAAUGUGGCCCAUUUGAAAUACGGAGAUGACGCGUGGAAUCAGCAUUGGUCGAAAUUGAAUGGCGAUGACGAAAUGACAUGGGGGCCAGAUGCAAACUUGACCGAGGCAAGCGUCGAACUAGCUAAACUGAAUAGCAAACUAGUUGCCCGCGAGUUGGCCAACAACGCUCAGCUGGACCCUAGGUUGAUUGCUCCAAAGAAAUUGUAUGUUUCGCCAUUGUCGAGGGCAAUUGAUACCUUAUACUAUACGUGGAAUCCAAUCGUGAACUUGACCAAACACCCUGCUAUAAUUCAAGAAAACUGGAGAGAAACAAUGGGGGUUCACACCUGCGACAAGAGAUCGACUCGAUCGAUUAUAGAAAAGAGAUUUCGCGCGAAAGGCUUUGAAAUUGAGAAGGAGUUGGUUGAGGAAGAUGAGUUGUAUCAAGACGAUUAUAGAGAAACCGUUGAUGAACAAGCCAUGAGGAUGAAUGUUGCACUACAGCAAUUGUUCACUCUGGACGAUGAAGACAUCGUUGGUAUUACCAGUCAUAGUGGCAGCAUAAGAACCCAAUUAAUGGUGUUGGGCCAUCGAUCGUUUGCUGUGCAAACUGGGGGCAUGAUUCCCGUCUUUGUCAAGGCUGUUCGAAAAUACAACAAGUGA